CAUCCUCCACGUGCUUGCUUUCAGGUGCGCUUCCUGGAGCAGCAGAACAAGGUUCUCUCCACCAAGUGGGAGCUCCUGCAGCAGCAAGGGCCUUCAGGACCCAGGAAGAACCUGGAUGUCAUCUUUGAGAAUUACAUCCAGAACCUGAGACGGCAGCUGGACUCCAUUCUGGCACAGAGGGGACAGCUGGAAUCUGAGCUGCAGAACAUGCAGCAAUACGUAGAGGAUUACAAAAACAAGUAUGAGGAAGAGAUCAACAGGCGCACAACAGCUGAGAAUGAGUUUGUGGUGCUCAAGAAGGAUGUGGACACUGCCUACAUGACCAAGGUGGAGUUGGAAGCCAAGGUGGGAGCACUGACCGAUGAAAUUAACUUCUUGAGGGCCAUCUAUGAAGAGGAACUGUCUCAGAUGCAGACAAUCAGCCGGGACUUGUCUGUGGUGGUGUCAAUGGACAACAACCGGCACCUGGACAUGGACAGCAUCAUCGAGGAGGUCAGACGUCAGUACGAGCAGAUUGCCCAGAACAGCCGGGCUGAAGCUGAGGCUUGGUACCAGAGCCAGUACGAACAGCUACAGAGCACAGCUGGGAUGCAUGGGGACAGCCUGCGCAAUACCAAGAUCGAGAUCCAGGAGCUGACCAGGAAUGUCCAGCGGCUGCGGGCUGAGAUUGAGAACGUGAAGAAGCAGAACCAGCAGCUGCAGGCAGCUAUUGCUGAGGCUGAGGAGCGGGGUGAGAUGGCUCUGAAGGAUGCCAGGGUGAAAUUGGAAGAGCUGGAAACUGCUCUGAGCAAGGACAAGGAGGAGCUGGCUCGCCUGCUGAAGGAGUACCAGGAGCUGCUGAACAUUAAGAUUGCCCUGGAUGUGGAGAUUGCCAUGUACAGGAAGCUGCUGGAGGGAGAGGAGAACAGGCUGUGCAAUGAUGGAAUGUCCAACGUCAAUGUCUCUGUGAUAGGCAGGACCACCAUCUCUGGAGGAAGAGGAGGCAUGGGAGGAGGAUUUGGAGGCAGCGGAAUGGGAGGAGGAUUUGGAGGCAGCGGAAUGGGUGGAGGAUUUGGAGGCAGUGGAAUGGGAGGAGGAUUCGGAGGCAGCGGCAUGGGAGGAGGAAUGGGAGGUGUAUGUGGCUCAGGAGGAGGCUUUGGAGGUGGAAGCUCUGGCGGCAGCUGUGGAAUUGGAGGAGGAAUGUACAGCGGAGGCUUCUCCUCUGGAAGUGGAAGGAUUUGCGGCUCUGGGGGUGGCAACUUCAGCUCCGGUGGGGGAUCCUCCUCCAUACGGAGAUGCGUCACAACCACCUCCGUCAAGUCUUCAGGAGUGAGGUUCUGAGCCCUGAAGGCCGACUGAGAAAGAAACCAAGCAUGUCCUCCCUUCCCCCGGCAGCAGCCCAGCCUCCUUAAAUCCAUCUCCGAUACCCCACCAUGAAACAAACUGUGUCCCUCAUGGCCAGCAUGAGCCAGCUGGUCUACCUGGCUUGUUCCCAGCACGGGAGCCUGGUGGCCGUGACACACUGCUCAACAGCCUCCUACUCAGUGAAGAAAUAACAGUCUGAGCAAAG
Messenger RNA from Meleagris gallopavo (turkey), 1549 nucleotides. The record is from RefSeq and is a predicted model, not a curated record. NCBI's taxonomy places the organism in Eukaryota, Metazoa, Chordata, Aves, Galliformes, Phasianidae.